Phragmites australis (common reed) is the source of this 3854-nucleotide messenger RNA. Its product is annotated as respiratory burst oxidase homolog protein B-like. The coding region runs from base 337 to 3132 and encodes 931 amino acids. Gene Ontology annotation, molecular function: peroxidase activity; NAD(P)H oxidase H2O2-forming activity; calcium ion binding. The record is from RefSeq and is a predicted model, not a curated record. NCBI's taxonomy places the organism in Eukaryota, Viridiplantae, Streptophyta, Magnoliopsida, Poales, Poaceae. Gene Ontology annotation, cellular component: plasma membrane. The transcript is spliced from 8 exons.
ACCGCGCUACACCGCUCGGUAACAACCCCACCGCACCACACAGCGACGACGUCGACGGCGGCGACGACGUCCGACUAGAAAGACGUACGCCCAUCCACACGUGCCGCGCUAUAAAGCUCCCCUCUCCUCCUCGCCCCUCGUCGCCAUACAUACCCAUCCCAGCCCAUCCCUCCUCGACGCCCACCCCCACCCCCACCCCCUCCUCCUCCUCACGAAACCGCCGCUGGUCGGCUCCCGUAGCCUCGUCGGACGCUCCUCCGUACGAGCGUUUCCUGGGGGCGGAGCGUGUGGUGGUGUUGUCUUUCUUGGACAAGGACCGGCGGCGGGGAAAAGGCCAUGCAUAACCAAAGGGCAGGCGCCGACGCCGGCGCUGCCGGCGUCGGCGGCGGCGGCGAGGACAUCUUGGAGGCAGGGUCCUUCGGGCCGCCGGGGGCGGCGCACGAGAGGGAGCGGGUGAUCCCGCACAGUGGGCCGCUGAGCAAGAAGUCCGGGGCGCGGAAGAGCGCGCGGUUCGCGGAGUCCGUGUCCGCGCCGCUCUCCGCUCCCCCGCCACGCCACGCCGCACGCGCCAACGACGACGACGACGACUAUGUGGAGAUCACCCUUGAUGUGCGUGACGACUCGGUGGCGGUGCACAGCGUCAAGCCGGCCGCCGGCGGGACCGGGGACGACUCGGACGUGACGCUGCUGGCGCGCACGCUGGAGAAGCGGUCCUCGUCCUUCGGCCACGCCGUCAUCCGGAACGCCUCGUCGCGGAUCAAGCAGGUGUCGCAGGAGCUCCGCAGGAUCGCCUCCGUCAACCGCCGCGGCGCCGGCCCCCGCAUCGACCGGUCCAAGUCCGCCGCGGCGCACGCGCUCAAGGGGCUCAAGUUCAUCAGCAGGGCCGAUGGAGGUUCCGGGUGGCCCGCCGUCGAGAAGCGGUUCGACGACCUCUCGCAGAACGGCCUCCUCCAACGCUCCAUGUUCGGACAGUGCAUCGGGAUGAGGGAGCCGGAGUUCGCCGGCGAGCUGUUCGACGCGCUGGCGCGGCGGCGGAACAUCUCCGGCGACAGCAUCAGCAAGGCGGAGCUGCUCGAGUUCUGGGACCAAAUCUCCGACACCAGCUUCGACAGCCGCCUCCAGACCUUCUUCGACAUGGUGAACAAGAACGCGGACGGGAGGAUCACCGAGGAGGAGGUCAAAGAGAUCAUCAUGCUGAGCGCGUCGACGAACAAGCUGUCCAAGAUCCAGGAGCAGGCGGAGGAGUAUGCGCGGCUGAUCAUGGAGGAGCUGGACCCGGGCAACCUGGGCUACAUCGAGCUGUACAACCUGGAGAUGCUGCUGCUGCAGGCGCCGAGCCAGUCGGUGCGCAUCGGCACCACCAACAGCCGCAACCUGAGCCAGAUGCUGAGCCAGAGCCUCCGGCCCACGGCGGAGCCCAACCCGCUCCGGCGGUGGUACCGCCGCGCGCAGUACUUCUUCGAGGACAACUGGCGGCGCGUGUGGGUGAUGCUCGUGUGGCUCUCCAUCUGCGUGGGGCUCUUCACGUGGAAGUUCAUCCAGUACCGGCACCGCUACGUGUUCCACGUCAUGGGCUACUGCGUCUGCGUCGCCAAGGGCGGCGCCGAGACGCUCAAGUUCAACAUGGCGCUCAUCCUGCUGCCCGUGUGCCGGAACACCAUCACCUGGGUCCGCAACCGCACCGUCGUGGCCCGCGUGGUGCCGUUCGACGACAACCUCAACUUCCACAAGGUGAUCGCCGUGGGCAUCGCCAUCGGGGCCGGCCUGCACAUCAUCUCCCAUCUGACGUGCGACUUCCCGCGGCUGCUCCACGCCAGCGACGCCGCGUACGCGCCGCUGGCGCAGUACUUCGGCACGCCGAGGCCCAACAACUACUGGUGGUUCGUGAAGGGCACGGAGGGGUGGACGGGGCUCGUGAUGCUGGUGCUCAUGGCCGUCGCCUUCACGCUCGCCACGCCGUGGUUCCGGCGCGGCAGGCUCCGGCUGCCGGGACCGCUGAGGCGGCUGACGGGGUUCAACGCGUUCUGGUACUCGCACCACCUGUUCGUGGUGGUGUACGCGCUGCUGAUCGUGCACGGGAACUCCCUGUACCUCACCCACAAGUGGUACAAGAAGUCGACGUGGAUAUACCUGGCGGUGCCGAUGGUCCUGUACGCCGGCGAGCGGCUGACACGGGCGCUGCGGUCCAGCGUGCGCCCCGUCAAGAUCCUCAAGGUGGCCGUCUACCCCGGCAACGUGCUGUCGCUGCACUUCUCCAAGCCGCAGGGGUUCCGGUACAAGAGCGGCCAGUACAUCUUCGUCAACUGCGCCGCCGUCUCGCCAUUCCAGUGGCACCCGUUCUCCAUCACGUCGGCGCCGCAGGACAACUACGUGAGCGUCCACAUCAGGACGCUCGGCGACUGGACCCGCGAGCUCAAGAACGUCUUCUCAAAGGUGUGCCGGCCGCCGACGGAGGGGAAGAGCGGGCUGCUCCGGGCGGAGUACGACCGCGACGGCGCCAUGACCAACCCGAGCUUCCCGAAGGUGCUGAUCGACGGGCCGUACGGCGCGCCGGCGCAGGACUACAAGCAGUACGACAUCGUGCUCCUCGUCGGCCUCGGCAUCGGCGCCACGCCCAUGAUCUCCAUCAUCAAGGACAUCAUCAACAACAUGAAGCAGCUCGACGGCGACCUCGAGUCCGGCGGCGACAACUCGGCGUCCGUGCCGUCGUCGUUCCGCACGCGCCGCGCCUACUUCUACUGGGUGACGCGGGAGCAGGGCUCCUUCGAGUGGUUCCGCGGCGUGAUGGACGAGGUGGCGGAGACGGACAAGAAGGGCGUCAUCGAGCUCCACAACUACUGCACCAGCGUGUACGAGGAGGGCGACGCUCGGUCGGCGCUCAUCGCCAUGCUCCAGUCGCUCAACCACGCCAAGCACGGCGUCGACGUCGUCUCCGGCACCCGCGUCAAGACCCACUUCGCCCGGCCCAACUGGCGCAACGUCUACAAGCGCAUCGCGCUCAACCACCGCGAUCAGCGCGUCGGAGUGUUCUACUGUGGUGCUCCGGUCCUGACAAAGGAGCUGCGUGAACUCGCGCAGGAUUUCUCGAGAAAAACCACCACAAAGUUCGAAUUCCAUAAGGAGAAUUUCUAAUUUAUGUAGCCUCAACAAGUGCUUCAACAAGUUUUUGUAUGACGAGUCCAGUACAUACCGUAUUCUAUACGUGUAGCGUAUAUAUGGGUGUAGAGGGAGUAGAUCAAAGUAGGUAUUGCUUGAUUGUGAACAGUACAGUUGGGUCGAAAUUCCAUCAGUUUUUGCUCUAGAAGAAUAAUAAUCCAAUGCCCUUGUACAGAUCAUCUCUCAGAUAUGAUACACUUUGUGUCACUUAGACUAGACAGUUUAUUUGAUCAAGUAGAAUGAUAUAGAGUUUGAUGGCCUGAUCAGGUCAAAAGUAUCACAAUGUCUAGCAAGAUCAAGCAAGUUGAGACAAUGCAGGAAAUAAAUUGCACCUUUUGUGGCUGCUAUCAGCUGAGGAACUGCAGGCCACAUUUUCGUUCAUGUUGGAGCACCGUUUGGUGGGCAACAGCCAUGAACGGUCUCAGCCGAUGAGUGAUCCUGACAUAUUAGGGUUCUAGAGAAUGAUGAGCAUGGUUGCAUCCUGGCCCACAGAGCAACCAGGGUAGCUAUCUUUGUUUUUUUGUUUUCUUGGUACCUGUUCUUUAUUUAUGUGCCUUUUAGUAUUCUAUUCCAUUGUAUUUUGUGUAGUGCAUCGUCAGAAGCAGAAUACAGGAUAUGGCAAAAUAAUGAGUGUCCAAGGCUAUAAGGCAUACACAUUGUUGAAUAACAAAAAGAGGUGUCCUUUUUAUUUGGUUCCA